AUGUCCUAUUCAAGAUUUAAUUCUACUUCAGGAACUUCACCUUUUGGUGUAACUAGCACUGCAGCUAGUCCUUUUGGUGUACAAACUUCCUCGACAGCCAAUGUUGGUUUUAAUAACUUUGGUAAUACUCCAGCAACAAGUGCUCCAACAUUUGGUGGAUUUGGUUUCGGUGCACAGCAAUCUUCAACUACUACAAAGCCAGCUUUUGGUUUUGGCGGAGGAUCUUUUGGACAAACCGCCUCACAACCGACUGGUUUUGGAUUUGGCCAAACGUCACAACCAGCCAGUGGAUUUGGCAGUGGAUUUGGACAAACCUCACAACCUUCGGGAUUUGGAUUUGGUCAGACAACACAACCAUCGGCUGGCGGAUUUGGAUUUGGACAACAACCACAAUCUACUACCGGAUUUGGAUUUGGACAAACGGCUACCACACAGCAAACUGGUUUUGGCUUCGGCGCGUCCAAACCCAAUGCAUUUGGUAGUGGGUUUGGACAAACUUCACAGCCCACAGGAUUUGGAUUCGGACAACAACCACAAUCUACCACUGCCGGGUUUGGAUUUGGACAACCGGCUACCACACAGCAAACUGGUUUUGGCUUCGGCGCGACAAAACCCAAUGCAUUUGGUAGUGGAUUUGGACAAACUUCACAGCCCACAGGAUUUGGAUUCGGACAACAACCACAAUCUACCACUGCCGGAUUUGGAUUUGGACAACCGGCUACCACACAGCAAACUGGUUUUGGCUUCGGUGCGACAAAACCUAGUGGAUUUGGUGGAUUUGGACAAACCACACAACCUACAGGAUUUGGAUUCGGACAGACAACACAGCAAACGGGAUUUGGCGGAUUUGGUCAAGCAACACAACCCACGCAACCUACAGGAUUUGGAUUCGGACAGACAACACAGCAAACGGGAUUUGGCGGAUUUGGUCAAACAUCACAACCCACGCAACCUACAGGAUUUGGAUUCGGACAGACAACGCAACCAACGGGAUUUGGAUUUGGUCAAACAUCACAACCAACAGCCGGAUUUGGUGGCUUUGGACAAACGUCACAACCCACAGGAUUUGGAUUCGGACAACAACCACAAUCUACCACUGCCGGAUUUGGUUUUGGACAAUCUAAACCUAGUGGAUUUGGAUUCGGGCAGACAUCACAACCAACAGCUGGAUUUGGUGGUUUUGGACAAACGUCACAACCCACAGGGUUUGGAUUCGGUCAAACAUCGCAAUCAACUGGUGGAUUUGGUUUUGGACAAUCUAAACCUAGUGGAUUUGGAUUCGGACAGACAUCACAACCAACAGCUGGAUUUGGUGGUUUUGGACAAACGUCACAACCCACAGGAUUUGGAUUCGGCCAAACAUCGCAAUCAACUGGUGGAUUUGGUUUUGGACAAUCUAAACCUAGUGGGUUUGGAUUUGGUCAAACAUCACAACCAAGUGGGUUUGGAUUCGGACAGACAUCACAACCUGGAGGUGGCUUUGGAUUUGGACAAACCUCGCAGCAGGGUGGCUUUGGCUUUGGACAGUCGUCGCAACCUAGUUUAUUUAAUUUCGGUCAGGCCUCACAAUCAACGAUGCCUCAGUUAAAUCUUGGCGGCUUUGGAUUGUCAACUCAGCCUGGCGCUUCAAUUGUUGGUGUAGGUGCCGGUUCUUUGCAACAUAGUUUAAUCACAACAAAACCAAGCAAGUAUUUUUCUUAUUUCGCAAAAGUUUAUUGCAUAUAUCAACAGCAAUUACAACAUCGGACACCUGUGCAAGAACUACAUGAAUUAAUGAAUUCUUGGAAUAUAUACAGUCCUCAGUGUCAAUUCAUUACUUAUUUCUUUAAUCUAGCAAAUCCCGGUUCAGCGCAAUAUUUCCAACCACAACAACAGCAACGUUGGACACAAGAACUUUGGGAGGAAGCACAAAAGCAUAACUUGGAUAAAACCAUAAUGAUGCCAAUUGUAGCUGUUGGAUUCGAGGACUUUAAAAAACGGAUUAUUGACCAUUUAAAUAGUAAAAACGAUAUUUCUGCAAGAUUAAAGGAUAUCGGAAAUAAAAUCGAGUCAAUACAAAUUAAACAUAACCUAGAAACGACAGUGAAUUUGGAAAAUCAAAAACGGAAACAUAUGGAAUUAACGCAACGAGUUAUUAAGCUGAUGAAACGAAUCCAAGUAGUACGUCUCAGAGGAACUUUGAUUCGUUCAGGCGAAGAACAACUUAAAGGUCGUUUAGAAGAAAUCAAACAAAAUUUGUUAAUGCCGAUGGUUAAACUUGAAGACAUUAAGACAAAAUAUAGUAUAUUGAAAUUACAUUGGGAUAAUCGAGAACCAUUAGUAGCUCAUAAAUAUAACACUGUUGAUGAUCAUCAAUUAGAAAAUAUUGUAAAGGUUCUCGGUGCUGAACAAACAGGAAUAGUACACGAUAUUGAUACAUUAAAGAAGGAUUCAAAAGAUAUUGAUGUGAUCAUUAAGAACUUAAAUGAAAUCGUUAAAUUGUAG
Funneliformis mosseae is the source of this 2484-nucleotide messenger RNA. The record is from the annotation of a GenBank genome assembly. NCBI's taxonomy places the organism in Eukaryota, Fungi, Glomeromycota, Glomeromycetes, Glomerales, Glomeraceae.